CUGGAGGGGCUACUCCAUCUUGACCUCCGAUUCACCCCCAAGUCGUCACCAAGCAAUCAAUCAUGUCCUCCACUACUAACAGCAGCUCCGUCGCCGGUCAUCCCAUUGCGAUCCGGGCCGGCGGUCGUCGGAUCUCCCAAUCGCACACCCGUCGUGCCUCGCAAGGCGCUUCUACUUCUCCCACCGACGACGAUGCCAACAAGGACGCCAGUAUCCCACUUUCCACAUCCGCCGCCUCCUCUGAUGGCUAUCCUCGCCCUGAGCCCGGCCAUGGCCACACAGAGAGCGAACCUGGCAAGGAUAGCGAGAAGCAACAAGACCAGCAGCGCGACCAAGGAAAGAAGAAGAAAAAGGGCAUCAAGAGUGAUGAGGCCAAGAUGCUCGCCCUCAACAACGCCGGCUCCGCCUCGUCUCGCGCUCCUCGUCACGCUGCAGGCGGAGGCAACAUGGACGCCAGAAUCAAGCAGCCUGCUUCGGCCAUGGGCAUCUGAGCUCGCGCUUGACGGCUUGCGGGCUUCCCUCUCUCGAGACCCAUUGACGUAGCUCCUCUCGUCGUCGUCGUCGUCGUCGUCGCCCUUCUCGCCUCGCCUCGCCUUGUCAUCGCUCCCGUACAUGAUUCAUGAAUGAAGUCCUUUCGAUUCGAUGCAUGAGAACACCAUAGCACGGCAAUGCGCAAUUGUACACCCACCC
Messenger RNA from Jaminaea rosea, 690 nucleotides. RefSeq lists its product as hypothetical. NCBI's taxonomy places the organism in Eukaryota, Fungi, Basidiomycota, Exobasidiomycetes, Microstromatales. Bases 63 to 491 code for a protein of 142 amino acids. The transcript is spliced from 3 exons. The record is from RefSeq and is a predicted model, not a curated record.